This is a messenger RNA of Panonychus citri (citrus red mite), 1599 nucleotides long. It is a transcript of the gene vnc, whose product is annotated as N-alpha-acetyltransferase 10-like. Gene Ontology annotation, molecular function: protein-N-terminal-glutamate acetyltransferase activity; protein N-terminal-serine acetyltransferase activity. NCBI's taxonomy places the organism in Eukaryota, Metazoa, Arthropoda, Arachnida, Trombidiformes, Tetranychidae. Gene Ontology annotation, cellular component: NatA complex. The coding region runs from base 163 to 654 and encodes 163 amino acids. The record is from RefSeq and is a predicted model, not a curated record. The transcript has 2 exons. Gene Ontology annotation, biological process: N-terminal peptidyl-glutamic acid acetylation.
UCGGAAUCCAGAAUUUUUUUCAAAUGUGUUUACUUUUUUUCCAAUCGUUUCUCAUCGCGAUUUAAUUAAUUAGUUCAAUAGAAUUUAUUUUUAAUUAUUUUCUUAAUUUGUCUAAUUAGUUGUGUAGUUUCUGCUUCGUUAGUUGACUCGAUUUGAUUUACAAUGAAUAUUCGCUGUGCUAAACCCGAAGAUCUAAUAAAUAUGCAACAUUGUAAUUUGCUUUGUUUACCAGAAAAUUACCAAAUGAAAUAUUACUUUUACCAUGGAUUAUCUUGGCCUCAAUUGUCCUAUGUUGCCGAAGAUGAAAGUGGUAAAAUUGUUGGUUAUGUUUUAGCCAAAAUGGAGGAAGACUCGGAAGAUGAUCCACAUGGUCAUAUCACUUCAUUAGCUGUUAAAAGGUCCCACCGGCGUUUAGGAUUGGCUCAGAAGCUAAUGAAUCAAUCAUCUCGAGCUAUGGUUGAAUGUUUCAAUGCUAAAUAUGUUUCUCUGCAUGUGAGGAAAAGUAACCGAGCUGCUUUACAUUUAUAUGCUAAUACUUUAGGAUUUGUGAUCCAUGAAACUGAGCCUAAAUACUAUGCCGAUGGGGAAGAUGCCUAUGCCAUGAGAAGAGAUUUGGCCUCAUUUGCUAAACCAGAAUCAACCAAAUCAAGCUGAAUAUCUGCAAAUUAUUUGCCAUUUUUUAUUUCUCUUCUUAAUUUCCUUUUAAGGCCAAACGUGUUAACAAGAUGAAGCCAUAAUUCACAAUAUCGGUAUUUUUUGGAUCUCAAGGAGAGUUGAAACAACAACAAAAAUCAAAUUCUUAAUUCGAAACAGAAUUUUCUUGAACAAACAAUGGUAUCUCUCUCUCUCUCCCCUAGAGUUCAGUAAAUACGGAAACGAAUUGGAUUCAGUGUACAUACAAUUAAACCUCCACUACGAAAAGAGAGUAACAAGCAAUCAACCUAAAAAUAUUCAAUUGGCGUUUACGAAAAAAAAAGAGAAAAUCAAGUGAACCAUAAUUACCUAAUUAGCUGAUUUUAAACCUUAAACCUUACUUGUCAACCUUCAAGCAAUUAACCAUGAUAAUCCAUAUGAACCAAACCAAUCAACAAUCAAAAGGUUCAAUGAACACAGUUGAUCUAUGGUUGAGAAAAGGAGGAGAAAGAAGGAGAGAAAGGGCUUUAAUCAAACUAUCGCUCUAAUUGUCAAGGUUAAUUAAUCACAAUUCCAAGGGAAUCAAAAGUGUAUUGGACAGAAAAACAAGGAGAGAAAUCAAACAAUUGUGUAAAUUGAAACAAUUUACAACAACAAAAAAAAGUAAUCAAAUCAAAUCUAGUGUGUAAAAGGAUAUCGUUUUUUUCACCAAUAUUUAUAUCAAUUUGAAAUCCAAUCGACUAAUUUACUAAUUGUGAUUAGUAUCAAUAUUUAUAUUGUUGAAAGUCUCCCCUAUUUUUAAACAAACUUCCUGUCAGAAUCCAUGAUCAGAUUUACCUCGACAAAAUGAGUAAAUUAAUUGAGGACAAUUAACUCUUGUCAACAUCUUACCAAAAGCCUUAAAUUGACAAUUAACUUUUCUCUCUCUCUCUCAUGUCAACUGAUUAAAAUUUUGUUUUUCUUGAA